AUGGACAGCGUGGGGCACCUGAAGAUCGCCGACUUUGGCUUAGCACUGGAAAACAUGCGAGGAAGGAAAAAAGCCAAAGAACACGCUGGAACCCUGGGCUAUAUUGCGCCAGAGGUGAGACCAACACCAUGGCUUAUGUGCAUACAUUAAAUGGCUCUGCAGCAGUUAGGCUCGCUAUCCAUCCCAUGAGGAAUACAUUUCCAAAUGAAAUCAAGAAAUUACAAGUUAUUUUUAAUGUAGUUCCAGUACGUGACUGGCCUAAAGCUUCACAUCUGGGAGCACACGUGUUGUAGUGCACAUUCUGUGUGUAGUUGGGAUGACUAAAUGUAUACAACCAUCCCUUCUGAAUUCAACUAAACCAUUCACACAUUUACUCACCAAAAUAAAUAGAAGAUUAUAUGUAAACAGUUGUUUGGCGAGAGGUGGAUUUGGAUUCUCUGAGUGUGUGAAAUUCCUAAGAUAUGUUGGCAAACACUUUAGCAAGAAAGAUCCAACGCUUGGUGUUUUUUGUAAGAAAUAAACAAUUGAAUUUAGGGCUGGUGCAAGGCUUUUACGCAUUUUGCCUACACCUCCCCCCCAAAAAUGCAUCUUCGUCUGUGUGUUUCUUAAACCCCUCUUGAAUUUCCGUUUGUCUUUCUUAACCCAUCUUACACCUCUUUAUGUUCUUACACCCCCUUUAGUCUUAUUACCCAUUUUUCUACUUUUUAUGUCUUAUUUUCCCCUGAGCCCCUUUGUUUGUUUCUUAGUCCCACAGUCACUCUGUGUGCCAAUUCAUCACCCACAGUUCCUUUGUGUCUGUGUGUGUUUCUUUUUUCCAAGCCUGUUUUGUGUGUCUAUUUUCACCAUCCUCUCUGUGUCUCAUCCUCCCCUUAUCCAGUCCAUUUGUAUUUCUCCUUCUCCCCCCACAGCCCCUUUCGUAUACCUCUCUUCCAGCCCCUUUUGUGUUUCUUUCUCCACUUCCCCUGUGUAUGUGUCUCUUCCCUCCUUCACCUCCAUGUGUCUUUCUCCCCUUUUACAGACCCUGUGUCUGUCUCUUUUGCCUUUUCCCCAGCCCCUGUGUCUCUUUCUUUCCCCCACAGCCUGUUAUAUAUGUCUCUUACACCCCAGUUGUUUUGUGUUUCUCUUUCUCCUCUUCCCCAGCUCCUGUGUUUCUCUUCCUGCUUCCUUCUAGUUGAUAAUCUCGAAGAUUGCACCACCCAUGCCUGUGCACCCUAAGGCAGCCGCCUGUGCCGCCUUAUGGUUGCGCCAGCCCUUAUUGAAAGGUUUAGCUGACCUACAAGGUCCAAUACAAUCUGCAUAAAGGAGCACUGAUACAAAAUAUGUGCAGCAUAUUAUUUUUCUUUUCAAGAGUCAUUACAUGGUACAUAAUGUAAUAUCCAGAUUCCACAAAUAACUGUAUAUCUUAUCGAUUCUUAUCUUGAAAUAUUCACAGUACUAGUUUCUUAAAAUAAAUAUUGAUUUUUAUAUCUUUAGAUGCUUCUCGGACAACGUUACAAUGCUGCUGUGGACUGGUGGGCAUUUGGGGUAAUCCUGUAUACCAUGGCCACUGGAGAAUUCCCAUUUUAUUGUGGGAAUACUAGUGAAACCUUGGUGGCUUCAGUGCUUCAGGAUACUCUGAGCUACCCAGAGUGUCUAAGCACUGCAACACAGGAUAUCCUAAAAAAGGUAUGUAUGAUCAAAUUUUGUAAUAUGCAAAAAUAUUUUUCAUUUAUUUUCAAUUCUUAGAGAUUGCUUCCACAAUUCUCAUUGAAAAAGAAGCUCUUGAGUAUCAUUACUAUAAACACAGAUAUAUGGAAUUUGUAUCGCCCAACAUAUGGACAUGCAGUUCUAGCCGCAGGGUAGGCAUUUUUUCCCCUCCUUGUAGCCCUGCCAUUAA
Molecule: messenger RNA, 1876 nt
Organism: Pelobates cultripes (western spadefoot toad)
Lineage: Eukaryota; Metazoa; Chordata; Amphibia; Anura; Pelobatidae
Source: the annotation of a GenBank genome assembly